GUCCAAUCGCACUUUGUUGCCCAAACUUACUGUUUCUUGUGUGGAUGGUUUUGUAGUUGAUAUUUCUUUUGUGUAGUAUAUGUGUGUUUUUAGUGAUUUAUGUGGCAAUUCUACGGUGCAGAAAAGCAUUAUGCGUAAUAUCACUUUAACUGUGUGGUGGAUCUGCAAUAAAUAUGACCAAAAAUAACUUUGUACUUGUGCAAAAGAAACCAAUUUCAUGAAAAAUGGAGAUACGUUUAGUGUAGCAAAGCAGAUGAGCUUUUCAGCUGCAUAUUCUGCUAAGGUAUGUUGGCCUACCUGGAGUCUGGAGGCGUUCACGGGUCGGCGACAGUGACGGCAGUCGCUGCUUGCCCGACUUCGGGCCCCCCUUCGUGCCCGACUUCGUGCCCCGUGUGUGGCAAGAAGCUCUCGUCCAAAGCCGCCCUCACCGGGCACCUCCGCACCCACACGGGUGAACUCUUCGCUGAGCCGCAGCACUAUUUGGAGAAUGUUAGUCCCACUGGCACCUGCAAGCGAAGGAUUUGCCGAAGUUGUUACAAGACAAUAUGCAAGGAAUAUGGACGGGAGUACGCUCGUCGGAGAACUCCUAGGGUGUUGACCAUUUGCAAGUGGUGUCCAGGUUCACCUUUCAUGUGUGCCAAGUGUUUCCAGGAGCACCAUAUACUGCCCGACCAGAUGAAAAGUGUUGUUUUGGGUCAGCUUAAACUCAACUGAGUCACUGUGAAUCAAUAGACCUGAUUCUGAGUUCACGAGGCUCCUUGUCUCAUUAGGAUUCUAUUAUUUUUCAGAUAAUGAAUGUCUUUGAAUUGUCAGUUUUGUUUAUAAGCUAAGCAAUCUAUUGUUGAGUUUAACUCAUGUGAUCUCCCUCUCUGUUCCUUGUUACGUGUUUAAUUUUGUAAAAAAACAAAACAAAAGAGGUAACCAAAAUAAAAUUGGUAUUUUGUUGAA
Messenger RNA from Thrips palmi, 948 nucleotides. Its product is annotated as zinc finger protein 77-like. NCBI's taxonomy places the organism in Eukaryota, Metazoa, Arthropoda, Insecta, Thysanoptera, Thripidae. The coding region runs from base 286 to 714 and encodes 142 amino acids. The record is from RefSeq and is a predicted model, not a curated record. The transcript is spliced from 4 exons.